Molecule: messenger RNA, 6177 nt
Organism: Clunio marinus
Lineage: Eukaryota; Metazoa; Arthropoda; Insecta; Diptera; Chironomidae
Source: the annotation of a GenBank genome assembly
GCUCAGAAAAGUUCCCAACAACAAAGAAUGAAAGAAAAAGAGAUUCUCCGUUUGAAGCCUUUAAUCACCAAUGUUGACAUUAAAGUGGCGGCUGCAACAGAUGUCUCUAACGACAAGAGAAGUCAAAUAAUAUGCAUCGUGACCGAAAAAGAUCAAAUUAUUUUGAGAUAUGUUACCGAGACGGCCGAAAUCAUUUUGAAAAAAGUUGAUUGGUUUCAAGAAAAUGAAAAAAUCAUUCAGGAUGUUGCAUUCGAUCCUUCUUCGGUCUGGUUGUUGGUUCUAUGUCUGGAUAAUACACUUCAUAUUGUUCCAGCAUUGAGUAUAUGUGACAAAUCGAUUUCGUUCAAGUGUAACUUUGCUUCGAAUGAAAUAACUUCAUUUAUCGUGCCAUUUAUUGGACCACACGAAUGUCCAAACAGCCAAAAGUGUCCAAAUCAUGUAAUUGAUGCAUCACAAGACAUAUUGAAGCGAAAUGGAGUGAGACGAGUAUUCAUCAAUCGUUUCCAACGUGAAGCUGAAGGGAAGAAAGAACAAUUUAGCACUACCGCUAUGGAAGCUUCAACUGGCUCUUCUGAAUCAACAAUGUCAUCAUGUCCCUUUCCAACGGCUGUGAUCUGGGGGAAGACACAUUUAGAUGAGAAUCGUGCCAUUAUUGGAUAUUCUGAUGGAUGUGUUGUUGUUGUUUUGUUAGCUAACAAUUGCCCCUUCAUUGGAAACACAAUUAUCGAGAAGAGCUGCAUUGAAAGGUUUGUAAUGUGUAAGGAUAGCGGCAUGGACACAGUUACGUUGAUGAUCAACACAGUAACGAAAGAGCAAUACAAAAUUUUAUUGGAACAAAAGUCGACUUCCUACACUUUUCCAUCGGACACGAAAAACUUCGACGAACGAAGAUUUCAACAACGUGAGUGUGAAAGUGAUUGGGAAGCUGUAUCAGCAUCAGGAAGUUCUGUGGACUUGCAAGACUCAAAAGAAAGCAAUGAAAGUGAAGCAACAACUUCAGCUGCUUCUGAUUUGAAGUCGCGAUUGCUUUCACUUCGUGAUCUUGGCGCUAGGAAAAUUGGCAACUUAAAGUUGAAGUUAGCAGAAAGUCGCAUUAAAGCAGCACGAGAAAAAGAUAAGAAAAACGAUCAAUCGCAAUUUUCAAUGCUUAAUUCAGCUUCAAUUGCUCCGGAAUUGUUAACAACGCCAUCGGGUCCAUUUUUCAUUGUUCAAAAGCCGAACAAUAAGAAUUUGAUGAGUGCGUUUCAUCCUUACUCAGACACACUCUCGAUUCACAAUAUUGAGAUCAUGAUGAUACCAAGCUCGUUGUAUAAGCUUCCAGCUCAUACCAAAAAUGUUCUUCUCACUGAAACUGUUCUUUAUGUUCAUCAAAACAAUUCAUCAACAUCAGUCACGAUGACAGAAUCAACGCCGGUAAUUUCAGGAAGUGCUUCAAGUAGUUGCAUCACAACUGUUGGACAAUCCAACUCAACAACAGAUUUAGGCACGUCAGCAACAAAUUCUAGUCAAGAAUCCGAUAAAUUGAAUAAGAACGAGUCGGGUGAUAAUUUUGAGAACGUGAUAAGUGUAAUAAGUUGUGCAUUGACGACGACAAAGAUUGGAGAUGAUUGCGAGUUCAAUGAACGAUCGAUUCUGGGUUCCUUUAAGUUUCCUUCGCACGAGAGAGUUUUAAACGUCUUUCAAAUGUCAUCAGUCGUGAAUUCUGUCAACAAUGAAGCAGGAAAUGCUGGCGAUGAGACCCAUGAUCAAGUUGAGAUCAAAUCGACAUAUUCAAAGUACUUAAAUUAUCAAUCAAAAAUCAAAAUAUCGAACAAAUUUGAUGACACCGAUCGAAAGGUGUUAAGAAAUGUUUUUCCUCGAGUGAUAUUCGAUAAGUGCCUGAUUGUGACGACUCACGGUGUUUAUUGUAUUGAAAUGAAGGAGAAACCACACGUGACAUUCUUAAAUCUUGCUGCUUCAUCAUCAUGGGGAUUGUGCGAUGAUUUCUGUAAGACUUUCAAUCUCAACAUGACGGAAUGUGUCGAAUUUUCCGGUGACAUUAUGUUGAAGAAAAAGAAAAUUGAACAAGCUUUGCUGAUUUAUAACAUUGCAAGAAUUCCACCGAUUAAAACAGCUUUGAAGUUGGCGAUGUUCAAUGAGACUUCUGCGUUGAGACAAAUCACAGCAAUGGCUUUGAAGAUAAGUUUCAUCUUAGAGAGUAAACAUCCGAUGUCGUCAUUGAUCGAAGAUUUAUUGAAGAAUGUUGAAGAACGUCAUGAGAAAUGUGAUGUGAUUGUGAAAUGUCUUCGUGAUAAACAUUCAAAGAAGCAUGAAAACUUUGGGAAAAUCAUCAGCGAUUUCUCUUACAGUUCCAACGAGAAUAAUUUUGAAGUUCAGAUGAGUAAUUCAGCACAAUUUCACUUGUCGAAUCUUCUGUUUUUAACGUUAUGUGAACGAUCGGUUAAGGAUAAAAAUCUCAUGCCUUUGUGGAACUUUAUCGUCACGAAUACAAAAUAUCACACAAGUUUAUCGUCAAUAAUUUUAUCGCAAAGUGGUCUUUACUCGACAGCGGUGCUGUUAGCGAUGCAUCGUGGUGCUUGUUUAGAUGUCUUCAGUUGUUUAGUGUCAACUGCUGAUCAUGUUUUGGAUAUCUCAAACGAAAUGAACGUUUUCAUGUACAAUUUAUCCGAUGGAAUAUUUAUGGAAACAAUUAUUUAUCUACAAAACUUUGGACUCGAUUAUUUCGAAGUGAUUCGUACGAAUUUAGAUAAAUUUGAUGAAACUUUAUUGGAGCGAUUAAUGAAUCAACUGAAUCCAUUUGAUCCGAUUUAUCGACCGAUUUUAUUUAAAGUUAAGAACCAAAACAUCAUUAAAGAAGUUGAAAAUAAAUUUCUCGACUUUUGUAAGACUUUAAUUGAAACAUUCAUCUUAGUUCUCAUUAAACUUCAACGUUUGAAAUGUCACAAGGACAACUUCUUAAACUCCUUAAAUAUGUUUCGUGUUACAAGUGAAGAACGUCAAAAUUAUGUAAAAUUGGCAAACUUUUCACCAUUAUCAGCUGGAUUUAGUCAUAGUGGAUGCAUUGUUGAUAAUGCUGUGUACUUAUGGGGACGAAAUGAUGUAAAUUGUGCGAUGAAUCGAAGUGUUUUACAAAGUGACUCAUCCGAGAACGACGUUUUGCCAACGAGAGUUGAUUUCUUUAAAGAUGUCAAUCUCGAUGUGUUGUCAGUUCAUUGUGGUCGAUCCCACACUUUGUUCCUUACCAACAACGGUUUGUAUUCGAUGGGAUUAAAUCAACUUGGACAGCUUGGAAUUGAUCGAAACAUGAAUGUGGCACUUCAGCCGAUGUUGAUUAAAACUCUUGAUAACAAGACCAUCACUCAAAUUUGUGCUGGUCAACAUCACAAUGCAGUUGUCGCCGAUGGUGUUUUGUAUACUUGGGGAUGGAAUAUUUACGGUCAACUUGGUCAUGGUGACAUUAAAAAUGUUCGUGAACCAAAAGUGGUCGAGUUCUUCAAGUCGAUGAAGAUCAAACAAGUCGCUUUGGGUCAAGCCCACACAAUCGUUCUCGCAUAUGACAAAAUCGAUGACAUUAACACAUCGCUUUAUGUUUUUGGCUCGAAUCAUUACGGACAGCUUGGAAUCGGUUUUGGUUGUGAUGAUGGCGAUUCAAAGAAGAAUUUCACAAUCAGCUCAGUGCCUCUGAAAAUAAGAUUUGAAGAAAAUAUUCGCUUAAUUCACACGCAAUAUUUUGUGAAUUUUGCUGUCACUGAUUCUAAUAAACUUAAAACUUGGGGCUUAAGUCCACCGGAAUUGCGAAUUAUAAAUCAAACUAAAAAACGUGCAAAAGCAAAUCAAAAGCUGAAAGAAUCGAUGCAACAAGAUGUGAAGGAAGAAACUUCAACAACAUACGAAAACUCGACAAAUGAAGUUGGAGAAAAUGAAGUAACAACAACAGCAGCGAAUAUUCCUGAAAUAAAAAUUGAUGAAUGUGCGAAUGAUGAUCAACAAGCGUCAACAUCAUCAGCAACAACGGCAAAUGGAGUCGAAGCUGUUGAAGAUGGCAUCGCAACAUCAAUGGAAGAAUACGUCGGUCAUUUGUUUCCUUCAGAAAUCGACACUUAUGAGUUGGACGGUGAAAUUCUUCACAUUUCAAGUGGAAUUUAUCAUUACGCUUUAAUCACCUCAAACUCGACACUUUUUAUGUGGGGAAAGAAUAUCGAACGUCAGUUGGGAAGAGAGAAUGUUAAACCAGACAUCUCGACACCGACACGACAUUUGUCGUUAGAUGAUGUGAAAUAUGUUGAGUGUGGAGCUGAUUUCACUCUGGUUGUGACUGCGGGGAAUGAGUUAAAGUCUUUUGGAAACAAUAACAAUGGACAAUGUGGUGUUGAGAAUAUCGUGGAUAAUAAGCAAACGGGAGUUGGAAAGCUCAUAAGAUUUAAAUCAUCUAAGCGUGUUUUUCGUAUUCCUGAGAGUACAAUGUACUUGCAUUCACCUGUCACUGUGAAAGUUCCGCCUUCAGCACAAUCGCCGAUUAUCAAUUUCUCUUGCAAUCAACCGAUUUGUUACUUAAAGAAUCUUCCAAAGUUCAAGAAAAGUUCCAUUAUUGAGAGCAAUCUCACCAAAUCAUUGAGGAAAGAAAACAUUCAUUCGCUUGAUGACAACAUUUUAAAUAACAAUCGUAAUUCAUUCUCUUCGAUAUCAAGCAUUGCUUCAACAGCUUCGUCAUCUUCAAAGUCGUCUAAUGAUUCGUCAAGUGAAGAGAAUGAUCAGCAAUUGAUGAGAUCAAAUGACUUCGUUCAUUAUUGUCUGUUCUUGUUUCAAGGACUUUACGAGACUUCACAUUUCUAUGAUAAGAAUAUGGACAAGAUUGUUGGAAGCGAGUACAAAAUUCGUGGCUUAAUGCUCAAUUAUAAUUAUAUUGAAGCGUUCAAAAUGGCUUUGACGAAUGAUGGAACAAAUGGAGCGAUGUCGAUCAAAAUCUUUGAAUAUUUUACAACAGAUUCCAACAUCAUCCCUAUGCACACCGACGACAUCAAAUAUUUCAUUUACGAUGUUUUCAUUCACUUCAUUCACAAUCACUAUGAUGUUGGUGAAUUGGAAAAAUAUUUUCUCUACAAUCUUGAUUAUUAUUUCCUUCAAUUGGCAUUCAUACUUUAUUUUUGUGGUACCAAUAACAAUUCGCAACCGAAUGGAUUAGAAAAGCAGCUGUUUGAGAAGUUCAAACAUCUUUACAACAACUACGAGAAUUUUGCUUACUUCGACAGUAAUGAAAUUGAAGCAAUCUUCAAGUCGAUUUCGACGAGCUUUCAUUGUUCACUUUGUCAGAAUAUUUUGAAAUAUUCUGAGAACAUCAAUUGAUAUUUAGAUUAUGGUCGGAUGGAAGAUUUUUUGCAAGCUGGGCUUGUUGUGUAAGAGCUGUUAAUUUUCGUUUUCUUUUAAUUUCUUGGUUUGAUAAUCCAUCGCGACCUUUAACAAAAUUCAUUUCGCUUGCUAAGUACUUAUACAUUUGAUAGAUGUCAGUUUUAUUUCUUUUUCAUAAAACUGUUUAGUACGCUCGAGAUCGAGAAAGGAAAUUUAUUUAUUUUAGCUUUCCCAAAUUUUGAUGGUUGAAAAGCGGAAAAUCAUUUAUAGUUCUGACAAUAUAAACGCGAGUAUAAAGUUAUUUAAAUGAACAUUAAAAUACAUUAGCAAUAGAAGGUAGAAAAGUAAUGGAAAUGAUUUUUUUGAUAGAUCAACAAAUAAUUGGUAGGAAUGAUAAGUCUUGACAUUGUGCAAUGCUUUUACAGGAAAAUAUUUUCUUCAUUUUUAAAGUGAUUUUGUGGAGUGUGAAUACUUAGUAGAGUUUUUAAAAUUUAUUAACAAAACUUUUUGAAUUCACUCACAAUUUUGUAAUUUUAAGAACUUAAAUAUUUUGAUGAUAAAUAAGCAGCACAAGUUUUACAGAAAACAAAAAUAUUUUCACUAUCUUUGUCUCAACUAUAUACGAGAUCAACAGUCAAAUCAUAUUUAUAUAAAAUGAGCAGCUCCUCUUAAUACUCAAGAAAAUAUGUUAAAUAAUCUAACAUUUAAACCAAAAAUUAAACAAAUCAAUUUAACGUUUACAAUACAUAUUUAAUAGUUUAGUUGGAAUGAGCCAUGUUUUAUGUUCCUAAAAUUGGUGUUAAAUAAAAACUCAAGACAAUUCAUAUCUUA